This is a messenger RNA of Penicillium argentinense, 2124 nucleotides long. RefSeq names its product dipeptidyl-peptidase III. The transcript is spliced from 3 exons. Gene Ontology annotation, cellular component: cytoplasm. Lineage: Eukaryota; Fungi; Ascomycota; Eurotiomycetes; Eurotiales; Aspergillaceae. Bases 1 to 2124 code for a protein of 707 amino acids. Gene Ontology annotation, molecular function: metalloexopeptidase activity; dipeptidyl-peptidase activity. Gene Ontology annotation, biological process: proteolysis. The record is from RefSeq and is a predicted model, not a curated record.
AUGGACGACAGCGUCAAGCAACACUAUCUGGCCGACUCGCCGCCCACUGUGGUCAAGCUGGAAAUCAAGUCGCACUGGGAUACGCUGAAGGACGACAGCCUGAAGCGAUAUGCCCACCACAUGAGCCGAGCUGCAUUCGAAGGCACUCGAGUCACUUUGCGCCAGGUUUCCCCCGAGUCCGAACCCAUCUACGACUUCAUCCUUGCCCUGCACCGCGCCGCCAAUGGCGACUGGAAUGGGCUUGCGAAGAAGACCUCCGUCAGCGACGAACACCUCCGUUUCUUCCUCGAAUAUGCCGCUCAGUUCCUUGGUAACUGCGGUAACUACAAGGGCUUCGGCGAUUCCAAGUUCAUUCCCCGUUUGCCUGCGGAGGCCCUGGAGGCCCUGGCCUCUGCCACGCUGGAGACCAAGGCUGCGUACCAGAAGGCGAGCACCACUGGUGGUGGCAUCUACGAGACCAGCGAGCAGUCAUUAAUGCACUUGGGAUAUCCAGCCAGCGGCCACAUGACAACCUACUACCCCGACUCGCCCUCCAUUACCAAGGAUGAAAUUACUGCUGUUGGAGAUCUGAUGGAGAAGAAGAGUCUCGCAUUGGAGAACACAAGACUACGCAAGACUGCUUCGGGUGACUUUGAACUCUUGAUUGCUUCUGGUGUCUCUAAUCCACCCGCGCGGGAUCGUGAUCUGGGUAAAUUGGAUACUUUUGAGCUAGAAGGUUCGCUGAAGGGCAAGACUCUGCGUCUAGUCUUUGGUGACUACAAGGAAGAGAUGGCCAAGGUGUCCCACAGCAUCAAGAAGGCCGAACUCAAUGCGGCUAACGAUAACCAAAAGCGUAUGUUGGAUGCUUAUGCUCUCUCCUUUGGCGCUGGCUCCAUUGAAUCUUUCAAGGAGAGUCAGCGUGUCUGGGUGAAGGACCAGAAGCCGGUUCUGGAGACCAACCUGGGCUUUGUGGAGACCUACAGAGACCCCCACGGUGUGCGUGGAGAGUGGGAGGGUUUCGUUGCCUUGGUCAACCUGGAACGCACCCGCGCAUUCGGCACUUUGGUGGACAGUGCCGAGAGCAUGAUCCCGAAGCUACCCUGGAGCCAGGACUUUGAGAAGGACAAGUUCCUGAGUCCCGAUUUCACUUCGCUAGAGGUUCUGAGCUUCGCUUGCUCUGGUCUCCCCGCUGGCAUCAACCUGCCCAAUUACGAUGACAUCCGUCAGAACCUGGGCUUCAAGAACGUGUCCUUGGGUAACGUCCUCAGUGCAAAGGCACCCAACGAGCCGAUACCCUUCAUUUCGGAGAAGGAUCACGAAGUGUACCGUCGCUGCCGUGAUCCCGCCUUCGAGGUGCAGGUCGGUAUUCACGAGCUGCUCGGUCACGGUACUGGUAAGCUCCUGCAGGAGACUGCUCCUGGCGAGUACAACUUCGAUAUUUCCAACCCUCCCAUUAGCCCUGUGACCAACAAGCCCGUCACCACCUGGUACAAGCCCGGUCAGACCUGGAGCUCCGUCUUCGGUGCCAUUGCCUCGUCCUACGAGGAGUGCCGUGCCGAGUGUGUUGCCAUGGCUCUGGGCUGUGACUUCAGCAUCCUGAAAAUUUUCGGUUUCGGCGAUGGCACCGAGAACAUGGACGGCGAGGCUGGAGACGUUCUCUUCACGGCCUACCUCCAGAUGGCUCGUGCUGGUCUUGUUGCUGUCGAAUUCUGGGAUCCCAAGACCCAGAAAUGGGGCCAGGCUCACAUGCAGGCUCGUUACAGUAUCCUGCGCACCUUCCUUGAUGCUGGCGAUGACUUUGUCAAGCUGCAUUACACCAAGGACGACUUGUCCGACCUUGAGAUCCACCUGGAUCGAUCCAAAAUCCUCUCCCACGGACGCCCUGCUGUCGAGAAGUACCUGCAGAAGCUGCAUGUCUACAAGAGCACGGCUGAUGUCGAGGCUGGUAAGGCCAUGUACGAUGAUAUUACCUCGGUGGAUAGCUGGUGGGCAUCUCAGGUCCGUGAGGUCGUUCUGGCGAACAAGGUUCCUCGCAAGGUCUUUGUGCAGGCCAACACUGUCUUGGAGGGCGACAAGGUGACUCUCAAGGAGUAUGAGCCCACCCUAGAGGGUAUGAUCCAAAGCUUCGCCGAGCGCAAUGUCUAA